This is a messenger RNA of Musa acuminata AAA Group (dessert banana), 617 nucleotides long. Its product is annotated as heavy metal-associated isoprenylated plant protein 39-like. The transcript is spliced from 3 exons. The record is from RefSeq and is a predicted model, not a curated record. Bases 127 to 507 code for a protein of 126 amino acids. Gene Ontology annotation, molecular function: metal ion binding. Lineage: Eukaryota; Viridiplantae; Streptophyta; Magnoliopsida; Zingiberales; Musaceae.
UCUCUCUCUCUCUCUCUCUCUCUCUCUCUAACUCUUAUUAAAGGCACAGGAGGAAGCCUGUCCACCUCCCACCGCUGGUUUCCUUCUCUAGCUGGUGAUCUUUUCCUUUGCUGUUUUGUUGAAGAGAUGAAGAAAAUUGUGGUGAAGGUGGACGUACAGGACGACAAGGAGAAGCAGAAGGCCAUGAAUGCCGUCUCCGCGCUGCAAGGGAUCGACUCCAUCGCGAUGGACAUGAAGGAGAGGAAGAUGACGGUGAUCGGCGCCGUCGAUCCCAUCAACGUCGUAGAGAAACUGAGGAAAUGCUGGCCCACCGCGAUCGUCUCGGUCGGGCCCAAGGAAGAGCCGAAGAAGGAAGAGGCCAAGAAGGACGAGGGGGACAAGAAGAAAGAGUGUGACAAGAUGAUCAAGGAGCUCGUCGACGCCUACAAGGCGUACAACCCUUGCAUGACCACCCGAUACUGCGUGCAGAGCGUCGAGGAGAACCCCAACGCCUGCGUCAUCCUGUGAAGUCAUGUUAUUGUUGGAUGAAAUGAUGAUGGAGGAGUCGAAGCCUUUCUUGAUUGUAUGGUUCGAGGAAUUCACAGUCCAAAGAUAAAAGCUUCAUGGUUUCGCUUUCA